UGAGUAAGAACAACAAGAGCACAUGCAGCGCCAAAAAAGCGAGGAAACAUCUUUUCCACCUCGUCCAUUUCUCUCUCACUUGAGAUUUUGCGUCUCUUCCUUCCCACCUUCACCUUCACCCCAUGUUUAUCGUGUGCACUUCUCCAUCACAUUACUAUUAAUUAUUAACCUUCUUCCCUUAACCCAUCAUCACCACUCACCAUGUUGCCAUGCGACUACUGCGACUCCAAACCCGCCUUACUCUUCUGCCGAGCUGAUUCCGCUAAACUCUGUUUAGUUUGCGACCAGCACGUGCACGCCGCCAACGCCCUCUCCCUCAAGCACGUGCGCUUCCAGAUUUGCGACUCCUGCAAGUCCGACACCGCCGUCCUCCGCUGCUCCACCCACAACCUCGUCCUCUGUCACAACUGCGACGUGGACGCCCACGGUGCCGACGCUUCAUCCCUCCACCACCACCACCACCACCGCCGCCGCCUCCACGGCCUCUCCGGCUGUCCCUCCGUCCCGGAGAUCGCCUCCGCGCUGGGCCUUGAUUUCCGGGCCCAGGAGCCCGUGGUCCCCACCGCCGCCUCCCGCGAUGAGGUCUAUGAGCAGGUGCUGGAAAUUGCGCGCCAGAGGAACAACGGCCUCGGCGCCGAACAACUCAAGCUCGACGACUCACCCGGAAACGACGUCGUUGUUGUUGUUGACGAGAUGCUGAUUCAGCAGACGCCGUUCACCUCCUUGCUUAUGUUGCAGAAUUCUGAAUCUGAGUUUGACGCUAGAAAAAGUAACGAUAACAACGGUUACGGAACCGAGGCAUGGGAUCUUCACUGGAAUUAUAAUAACCCCGCGUAUCAGCCUCCUCAGGUGUGGGAUUUUCAAUUACAAAAAUCAACAGAUUGCAAUGAACCAAGAGUUGUAACAUUUGAUGGUCUAGAAGUUCCAAAAUUGUUUCAGGAUGUGCACAACAUGAAUUACUCAACAAUUGGUGAUGAUAUUGAUAUUCUAUCAAGAAAUAAUCAAUCGGAUCAGUCAUCAUCAAGCCAUGCAAAGAGGAAAGAAGAGAGCAACAAAAAAGCUAGAGGUGGGUUAUCAUCAGAGUCCACAUUGUUUGAAUCCAUACCGUAUAGUGGCACCAACAAUGUCGUUGUCAUGGAGCAUCUUGUGGGUGGGAAUGAGAAUGUUAGCACCUUAAAAGCCAGGGUUAGUUUGCAAGAGUUGGCUAAGAAUAGAGGGGAUGCCAUGUUACGCUAUAAGGAGAAGAAGAAAACGCGAAGGUACGACAAGCACAUUCGCUAUGAAUCAAGGAAGGCCAGGGCUGAUACUAGAAAAAGGGUGAGAGGGAGAUUUGUGAAGGCAAGUGAUGUUCAAGCAUGAUGAGUGCGUCUUCAGAAAUCUCAUCCGAGUUCAAUGCUCUUGUGUGUGUACAUAAGUUACACUAUCAGAGAAAUAUGGAUAUAGUAUAGUUUUCAUGAACUCACUGAGCAUUGAUAUUGGUUGAUUGAUUUGAAUCUUUUUUGGUAGAUGAUUUAUUUGAAUUUUUGUUUGUUACAUUAUGUGGGAAGAGGUUUUUUCGUGUGAGAUUCUCACAUAAGAGGGUGAUAUAUAUAAGAGAGACACCGACAAUAAAUUGGUGAAAUUCUGUUGUAAUUUGUCGGGUUAUGGUAAAAGUCUCUUGUGUCUCAAUCUCUUUCCACGUAAUAAGGUCACGUGGAAAUCUCACAUAAAAUAAUCUGUUCUCCCA
Molecule: messenger RNA, 1726 nt
Organism: Glycine soja
Lineage: Eukaryota; Viridiplantae; Streptophyta; Magnoliopsida; Fabales; Fabaceae
Product: zinc finger protein CONSTANS-LIKE 13-like
Exons: 4
Coding region: 202-1359 (385 amino acids)
Molecular function (GO): zinc ion binding; protein binding
Source: RefSeq, a predicted model, not a curated record